This is a messenger RNA of Pseudophryne corroboree (corroboree frog), 5042 nucleotides long. RefSeq names its product mex-3 RNA binding family member D (gene MEX3D). The transcript has 2 exons. The record is from RefSeq and is a predicted model, not a curated record. Bases 37 to 2118 code for a protein of 693 amino acids. Gene Ontology annotation, molecular function: RNA binding. NCBI's taxonomy places the organism in Eukaryota, Metazoa, Chordata, Amphibia, Anura, Myobatrachidae.
AACAGACGGGCUUCUGCGCAGUCGCGUUGGGUUUUGAUGCAUGACGUCACCCUACCCGCCGUGCCUCGAACAAAGGGGUUGGCUGACGAGAACGCGCCCAACGCGGGAGCGAGCAGGGGAGGCUGCAGAAGCAUGCAGGAGCCCCGGGGGGAGGAGGAGCCUGGCGGAGAGGGCCCCCGGGGGCCACAUGAAGGAGAAACGGGCACCCGGGGGCCAUAUAAAGAGCACUGGAAAUACGCGAUACAGCUGACAGACGGGCCCCAGCUGUCAUCCUGCAACCGUCACUCUAAGGAUGCCAGCCAGGCGCCAACCAGGAGACUCGGCCCUCCGGGUACCCAGUGCGGCGGGCUACCAGUCUGCGGGCACCAUCACCCCCCGGGCUCCAUGUGCCUCCCGCUUGAAGUGUCUCAAUUGCAGGAGCAGUAUGAUGAUGAUCCGGGACAUGAGACGCACAGCCCGGCGAACCUGCAGCCAGCCGGCACCCCACCCCAGCCGUCUGCCCGCCUGCCACCUCCAGUGCCGUUCCCCGGGGCCCGAGACGCCACUCCGCUCCUCCCAACUGCCAGCAGCACGCCACCUGCCCUGCUCUUCCCCUCGCAGCCUGCCGUCGAGGAGUUCCCACUGAUGCUGGACCCGCUCUCUGUCCUGGGCUUCCAGGAUGAUCAGGAGGAGGAUGACGGUGGCUCCGAGAUGGCGGGUACAGGGUCCCCUAGCCCGGAGCCAGAAGACUUGUUUGGGGAGAUGGCCGACCAGCUGCUGGUCCCGGGGGCACGCCGGAGAGGCACCAACAUGACGGAGGGAGUACCAGUGCCCAGUUCUGAGCACGUCGCAGAGAUUGUGGGCAGGCAGGGAUGUAAAAUUAAAGCCCUGCGAGCCAAGACAAAUACUUAUAUCAAGACACCUGUACGAGGAGAGGAGCCUGUCUUUAUUGUAACUGGCCGGAAAGAGGAUGUAGAGAUGGCAAAACAAGAGAUCCUUGCAGCAGCUGAACACUUCUCAAUAAUUAGGGCAACCAGAAAUAAGUUAAAUGGAAUUCCUGGAGCCACCCAGGCACCACCAAAUUUGCCAGGUCAAACUACAAUUCAAGUCCGCGUUCCUUACCGUGUGGUUGGUCUUGUUGUAGGACCUAAAGGGGCUACCAUUAAGAGAAUUCAACAAAGCACUCACACUUAUAUUGUAACACCCAGCCGAGACAAAGAACCUGUUUUUGAAGUCACAGGGAUGCCAGAAAACGUGGACCGUGCACGAGAGGAGAUUGAAGCCCACAUUACUAUGAGGACAGGUUCUCUGGUAGAUUUCCAUCCAGACAGUGAUUUCCAUACUAACGGUACAGAUGUUUGCAUGGACUUGCUAGGUGGAGGCUCUGGCAAUUUGUGGGCCAAGAUGGCAGCCCCACGUCGUGACUCUGCGGGAUCACGCAAUGGAAGUAUAUGUAGCUCAUCAGUGGAGAGUACUUACUUUGGGACAGAUGGCAGAGAGCAAAGUCCAAGAAGCCCCUUCAGAUCAAUCAUGGGUGGAACCUUUCCAGUGGAAGAACUCCCCACAGGGCAGGCUGCUGUGGGAAUAGAGGAUUGUGAAUAUGGCUUUGAGAUUCUUGCUCUGGAUUUAAAUACACCCGCAGCUAUUUGGUCACCUUAUGAAACACACAGUGGACAGCUCCAGAACUUAAGUGGGUGCCCAAGUCUGAGGAGAAAUAGCGGCAUGAGUGGAAGUGCCACCCCUUUGCUCUCCCCCACCUUGCCUGAUCCUGGGAUAGGACUAGAGCAUCCACUAGCACGUAGGAUUCACAGUGAUCCAGUCAAUAGUAUUUCUUGGCUGCCAAACCAAGGAUCUCUCUCUUCCUUUUCGACUAGUGCUGGCUAUUCAUCAUCUUCCUCUCUUCCCGGAAGUUCAUCUGUGGCAUCUGGCUCUCCCACUGAUUCCAGCAGCUCAGAUGGCCAGCGCAAGAGUGGGAGAGACUGUGUAGUUUGCUACGAGAGUGAGGUCAUAGCAGCGUUGGUGCCCUGUGGGCACAAUCUCUUCUGCAUGGAAUGUGCCAUCCGGAUCUGCGAGCGGGUUUUACCAGAGUGCCCAGCCUGCCACACCCCUGCCACCCAGGCAAUCCGCAUCUUUUCAUAAUUGCACGUUUUGCCAACACUAGCCAAAAGUGGCAUGUCUCUUAGCACUACACUUUACUUACUGAUGGUUUUAAAACCACUUUUUUUUUUUUUAUAUAUAUGUAACGUCAAAAUAAAUGCGGAGGGGUCAAGACACUUUCUCAGCGGCAAAUGGGUUGAAACAAAAAAAACUUUGAUGUUUACAGAACAAUAACCCUUUUACACAAGACUUUCUCUUGUACAUCAAGAUACCUGUAGAAAGACGUCUCUUCCAUCUUUUCAACCCCAAAUAGUAUUCCAUUUUAUGAAAUGAAAAGAGAAAAGCUGCACUUUUAUGUCUAAUAAACUAAGAAAUAUUGGAAAAUGGAAAGGAAAGGAGAUGUCUGUUUUGAUAGUUGAGCUGAUGUGUGUAUGGGUCUCCUAACUGUGAUCUGCCCAACAGAUUUUAUUUUUAAAUGAAACAAAUGAGUAUAUAUUGGAACAGCUGCAUAAGUGUGCAUUAGCUGCAGCCUCAGAGUAGCAUGUCACUUCUGCCUCAGGUCCUCUGCUCUGUAAAGGGGGGAAUCAAACACAAUAAACUUAAUAAUGAGCUGCACUUCCACAAGUAAGCCAGACAUGUGGGAAACAUCCAGUAUUGAAGUCUGUCUUUAUAGACUAGAACAGUUUCUGAUCAUCUUUUCUGUUACCUUACAUGCACUGUUCUAUAAUAGUAUGAUAAAUGGGGAUGUUCCAAUACGUAAUGGGACAACAUAUUCUCCCUGUAGGACCUCGGCUCUAUAUAAAUACAAAGACCGUUUCAUGAUCUCUAAAAAUAAAUAAAUAAAAAAUAUGGUCAAAUACAUUUUUAUUUUUCUAUAGAAAAACUACAUUUGGAUCACUUUUCUAACCUUAAUGUAUAUUUGAAAUCAUAGAAUAAUGGUGAUAAACAGAUUAGUAGAAGUUUAAUAAGUAUUGUAACCUUUCUAGGCCAAUAUCUUGCAUUGCAUAUUAUGUAAAAAAACAGAAUUACCAUAUGCAUUGCAUUAAGCAGUUUGAUCAUCUCUAUUUGUAGUCAUUUAAAAUCAUGCUUUAGGUUGAGCAUUUUAGGGUUUCGUUAAAAGUAUUUUUCUUUUGUCAUUGUAGUGGUAACCCUAUUUAAAUGCUUAAGUGCUUUGCUUCCAGUGCAGGAAAUACUGCUGGGUUUAACUUUUCCUAGUAGUAAGGUAAAACUUUUAUUUUCAGACACACGGCUUCUACUGAGCCAAGUAUGUCUUUGAUGAAACUUGAAAAUCAUAAACCUAAUGCUUCCUAAAAUGUACGUAUUCUUUUAGGACACUAAUGGUCAUAUGAUGAUGACAGACUUCCACAUAGGUUUGCCAUGUUUUACUUCUCUUUAAGCAUAUCAUAAGUGUUAUAAAUUAUAUUCCUUAAGCCACAUUAAAUUAUAUAUUUUCAUAUUGCUAAAGCAAAUGUGUUACUAUUUUAAUAUUGACAAAAUAGAAGUUCAUGUGUUAAUGGCUCUUGGUAAGCCAUGGCACAUGACCAGAGGCCAUACAACCUUACACCCCCUUUCAUUUGGGAACUAUAUAAUGCUGCAGCAGGUUAGGCAAUGUGUAAAGGACACACCGUUUAUUUAGAAUUGGAUGAUUAUUCAACACUUUCAGUACAUGGUAUAGUGAAUUUUAGUGUAAAUGUAGGUUGUUUAAAUUGCUAUGGCUGCCUUAAAUUGCAAUAAUCCUCAAAUAGCUGCUUUGUAGAUCAACAUUUAACACUGUCUUCAAAAACCAAAGUGUUGUUUUACAAAGGUGGUUUGUAUUAAAAAAAAACAAACAAUGUUUAUUUGAUUUACUGCAAUAUUUUUUUAUUUUUUUUCCCCUUCUAGGGGCAAUUCAAUUACUCUGUGGUUUUUUUUUUGUUUUUUUUGUGUGGCUGUUUUUAAACAAAACGGGCAUCUGGGAACUUUUCCCGGACCCAUACAUAUAUGGCGGCCACAAAAUAAAAAAACUGCACUGGGAUUUUGUUUCUCCAGCCUCAAGUGAAAGACAAUCCCAAUAGUGCCAGCUAUCAGGGGUAAUUUAAUUACAUACACACACACACCCACACCUACCCACCCUCUCCCGGAUCAAUUAGCAGUGGUAAUUAACUGCAGCUAAUUGAAUUCACCCCCCCUGAGAUUUGAGUUUUUAGUGUAGCUUAACACUUGAGGUUAAACAUGUAACUGAAAAACUGAAACCACACAAAUUUUAACUGUGAAAUGUAAUGAAUCCUUAACUCAACCUAAUUCCUCCCUUAAUGUAUAUCUGUUAUAUUGCUGCCUAUAACUUUUUGUAUUGCAGUCAGCUCUGAAUACAUGUGAUAGCCAUACCUGCUCUCUUUCUCUAGGCCAACUUUAAAUUUUGUUAGAUAAAAUGUUUGCCAACCUCACAAAUGUAUGGAAGCACCCAACCCUUGUCUUGCGCCCAUUACUGGAACAUAUAUAGCAUUCCAUAUUACUGUAAAUAAUCUUUUUGCAUCAAUGAUGUGGAAGAGGUUUGUGUUAUUUAUAUUUUUCUAUUUUUUAUUUUUUCCCUCUCUCCAUGUCCAUUACCUCGCAUGGCAGCUGCUGUCACUGCUGGUGUAGUUUGCAACACAUUAUUCCUCAGGUGACCAAAAAUUACAAAAAGAAAAUACCAUUGGUGAAUUUACAUUGUGAUUGUCUUUUGUACUUAGAGCUAUUUUUAUUUCCCCUGCCCUUGGUACAGUUUUUGUAUUUUUAUUUUUUUGUUUUUGUGUUUUUAUUUUAUAAUUUGCAAGGGGAGGGGGGUUGGGUAAUAUUGAACAUAAAAAUAAAAUACUUUAAAUAUUUUAUUUUAAAGAGUAUUAAGCAAUGUUUUAAUCUGAAGAAACCCAAUUGGGUGUGUACAACUGUUAACAAGAGUUUAUUUUUUUGUAAUGUUAAACUUUCUUUAAUAAAAGUUUUUAAUAUAA